AUGGCAACCCUAGUUGAGAUCGUGUUCAUUGGCACAGGAACAUCGGCAGGUGUACCAAAUAUUAACUGUUUGACACACCCUAAAACCAUAUGUACUGUUUGUCGUUCAGCCAUCACGGCUGAAGGCAGGAAGAACAUGCGAAAAAAUACGGCCAUGGUGGUUCGAUUCAAACGCAAUGGCGAUAAACCUACAGAUAGAGUGAGAAACGUACUGAUAGACUGCGGCAAGACAUUUUAUGGAAGUGCAAUCGAGAUAUUUUCUCGUUACGGUAUCCGAGAGCUGGAUGGUGUUAUAUUGACUCAUGGUCAUGCAGACGCAAUGAACGGAAUAGACGAUCUUCGUCAGUGGACACUUCAUGGAGCCAUACAAAAAAACAUUGACAUUUAUCUCUCGCCAGAGACUAUGGAAACAGUUGCAUCUACAUUUCCUUAUCUUGUGGACAGUAUACAUGCCACAGGUGGAGGAGAUGUUGCUACUUUUAAGUAUAAUAUUUUUGAUCCCAAGAAAACAUUUAGUAUUUCAGGACUUGAAUUUACACCACUCAAAGUACAUCAUGGAAUCUACUUUACUACUGGUCAACCCUACCUUUGUUAUGGAUUCCAUUUCGGAGGUGUGAGUUACAUAUCGGAUACGAAUUUUAUUCCUCCAGAGACAAUGGAUCAAAUUAAGGGAAAGACUCGUGUCUUUAUUGUCGAUUGUUUGAGAGAGAAAGUGACCCAUGCUUCCCAUUUUGCGCUCCACGAUUCUAUCGACGCAGCCAGAGAAGUUAAAGCUCUAAAGACCUAUCUUGUUGGAUUCGCACAUCGUUUAGACCACUAUAAAAUGGUCGAGGACCUUUCCAAAUUGGCAAUUAUUGAAAAAAUGCAUAUUGGACCUGCUUUUGACGGCCUGAGGGUGGACUUACAAGAUAAAGCGACCAUCACGGAAUCAUCUUAUAUUGACCAACACCCCACAGUAAUAUAUCCCCUUGUCACAGAGAAACAAUAA
Molecule: messenger RNA, 987 nt
Organism: Phycomyces blakesleeanus NRRL 1555(-)
Lineage: Eukaryota; Fungi; Mucoromycota; Mucoromycetes; Mucorales; Phycomycetaceae
Exons: 6
Coding region: 1-987 (328 amino acids)
Source: RefSeq, a predicted model, not a curated record